AGUUCCCUCAAUUUUAGCAUUUCGUUAAUUUUAAGUAAAAAUAUAAUUUUUAUAAAUGGAAAUUACAUUGGCGCUGCUGAAACCACAUGUAGUUCGCAAUGUCUACGCAUUGCGAGAGAUAAAACAAAUAAUACAGCAGAAUUUUAAAAUACUACACACCAAAGAAGUGCUUAUUACGAAAGAGUUGUCUGAACAUUUCUAUGCCGAGCACAAAGGAAAGUUCUUCUACAACCGACUGGUGACAUUCAUGGGCAGUGGCCCCUGUCAGGCGUUCGUUUUGCAGUCAAAAGGCAGCAUCGCUAAGUGGCGCGAGUUGAUGGGCCCAACAAAGGUUUUCAAAGCUGUGUACUCACAUCCCGAUUGUAUACGUGGGCUUUAUGGUCUCUCCGACACGCGUAAUGCCUGUCAUGGUUCCGAUAGUGAAGAAUCUGCGACCAGAGAAAUUUCUAUUUUAUUCCCCGAGUUAAAUAUAAAUCAAUUAACGGCUAUUGACAGCAAUAGUUGACUGAGGAAUUAUGUUAAAUUGAAACUGAUUGUGAUUGCAUUUAUUUGAGCACAAGUAGCUGUUAAAAUCCAAAUAGAUUAACAUUUCUAAAUACUAAGUUAUGUAAAUGUUAGCAAGAUUGUUAAAUUGAAUUCAACGGCGCAUGUUAUUUAAAGUAAGGUGAGUUUUUUUGCCACCUAAUUAGUUGAGAAACAGUUCUAAGAAUCUUUAAGGGCUUACAGUGAUUUUAAACUUUCUACAGAAGAAUGGAAAUCAAGAAGCUAUAUCGGUAUUUUAUAGCUGAUGUUCUAGUUUUUUAUGAUAUCAUAACUUGGAAUAACAAUUGUUUGUAUAUACCGAGGUAUAAUUAGGACAGAUAGAAAUACGAGUUCUGUGUAGAAAUUGUUGUCAAAUGAUCGCCAUUCAUUUGAGAGUGGCCAUAAACGAUUCUUUAACAUAUGGCUCAAGCAGCUCACUACU
Molecule: messenger RNA, 964 nt
Organism: Bactrocera tryoni
Lineage: Eukaryota; Metazoa; Arthropoda; Insecta; Diptera; Tephritidae
Gene: nmdyn-D6
Product: nucleoside diphosphate kinase 6
Exons: 2
Coding region: 56-505 (149 amino acids)
Biological process (GO): CTP biosynthetic process; UTP biosynthetic process; negative regulation of oxidative stress-induced intrinsic apoptotic signaling pathway
Molecular function (GO): nucleoside diphosphate kinase activity
Source: RefSeq, a predicted model, not a curated record